GCUACUUGAAUUCUGAAGCAGAAGAAGAAAUAAAAGGGCGAAAAGCGAAGAAGAAGACGGAGCUUCUCGUAAAAUGGCUUUGAGAGCAGCUUUGAGGGCCAAGUCGGGCUUAUCAGGUUUUCUUCCCCAGCUGUCCCCCUGCAGCAGCCAUGGCAGAGUGUGUGUGUCUCCCAUCCUCAUCGCUCAGCGGAGGAACAGCUCCACCAAGAUCAAGGUGGAUUUCGACCAGAACACAGGUGUGGCAGUGAUGCACAUGCAGAGUCCUCCGGUCAACAGCCUCAGCUUAGAUUUCCUCACCGAGCUCUGCAUCGGUGUGGAGAAGCUGGAGAUGGAUAAGGGCUGCCGCGGCCUCAUCAUCACCUCGAACCAGCCCAAGGUGUUCUCAGCGGGGCUGGAUAUCCUUGAGAUGUACGGAAAGAGUCCAGAGCGCUGCGGGGAGUUCUGGAAGGCCGUGCAGGAGAUGUGGCUGAAAAUCUACAGCUCCAACAUGGUCACUAUAGCAGCAAUCAAUGGUUCUAGCCCUGCAGGCGGUUGUCUGCUGGCUAUCACAUGUGACUACAGGAUCAUGGCGGAUAACCCUCGCUUCACCAUCGGUCUAAAUGAGACGCAGCUCGGCAUCGUGGCGCCUUUCUGGUUUAAAGACACAAUGGUCAACACCGUGGGCCACCGAAACACAGAGAUGGCGCUGGAGUUGGGACUGCUAUACAGCCCCUCAGAGGCCCUGAAGAUAGGACUGGUGGACCAGCUGGUGCCUGAAGACCAGGUCCUCACCACAGCCAUGCAGACCAUGACCAAGUGGUUGGCUAUUCCAGAACACGCCAGACAGAUCACCAAGUCCAUGAUGAGGAAGCCAACGGUGGACAAGCUAACAUCCAACAGAGAAGCUGACGUCCAAAACUUCGUCAGCUUCAUCACCAAAGACUCCAUCCAGAAGUCGCUGUGCAUGUAUCUGGAGAUGCUUAAAAGGAAGAAGGCCUAGAGGGGGAACAUUAAUACACCUAGAUACUCCCACCACACAGACUUUACGACUCUGGUUGAACGCACAUGUGUCAUGAAGUUGUUUUAAAUCAGCUCUUGGCAGCUUCAGGUGUUCAAACAGCCGUGAACCAGGCGUAAAAUGAGUUAUCUGCAGAGGCCUAAAGGUUCAUUUCUCUAGACGUGAUUUACUGACGGUUAGCAUCUUCCUGUUCAACUUCACACCAUCUUUAGCAACAAUAAUGAAGAAAUGUAGUUAAGUUCAACCCUUCUACAUGAUUAUAGUGAUUAUUUAAAGUGAGUUAAAUCCUUCCAGUCUUCAGUAUUUAUCUAAUUGUCAGUUCUUGGCACAGAUGGGCCUUUUUUUUAAUCUUGUAAGUGCCUCCUUUUACUGUAAAAUGAAAACCUGUAACAGCUAAUAUAACCUGUGGUGCAUCUGAGUGGUCCACAGACAGAUUUAUAUUCUGUCCAUUUUGUCAGUGUGAAAUCUCUGAAUAAACAGUUGGAUUUA
Molecule: messenger RNA, 1486 nt
Organism: Melanotaenia boesemani (Boeseman's rainbowfish)
Lineage: Eukaryota; Metazoa; Chordata; Actinopteri; Atheriniformes; Melanotaeniidae
Gene: eci1
Product: enoyl-CoA delta isomerase 1
Exons: 7
Coding region: 74-979 (301 amino acids)
Biological process (GO): fatty acid beta-oxidation
Cellular component (GO): mitochondrion
Molecular function (GO): enoyl-CoA hydratase activity
Source: RefSeq, a predicted model, not a curated record